Molecule: messenger RNA, 1116 nt
Organism: Thyridium curvatum
Lineage: Eukaryota; Fungi; Ascomycota; Sordariomycetes; Thyridiales; Thyridiaceae
Exons: 3
Coding region: 1-1116 (371 amino acids)
Molecular function (GO): methyltransferase activity
Source: RefSeq, a predicted model, not a curated record
AUGGCCGACACCGCGCCCUCAGCAGCUGGCACCUUGCCCGGCGCCGCGGCCGGCGACAGCAUUCCCGCGCUGCAGCACCAGCAGACGGACGAGCUGCCCAUCGAGGCCGCCAGCGAGGAGGGCGACUCGGACGAGUUCGACCCGCAAGAGGGCUUCGAGACGCGCUCGACGGGCUCGACGAGCGCCUGUUCGAGCGUCUUCGCCCACACCUACGAGCACGGCCGGCGGUACCACCACUUCAAGAACGGGCGCUACCCGAUCCCCAACGACAACGACGAGCAGAGCCGCGAGGACAUGAAGCACGCCAUGAUGCUCGAGCUCAUGGACGGCAAGCUGUUCUACGCGCCCAUCGGCGACACCCCGCAGAUGAUUCUCGACAUCGGCACGGGGACCGGUGAGUUUUUCUGUCUGUCCGUCGCAUUUUUCGGACUGGAGCCCGCUGAUGAACGAAUCUCCUGCGAAAUAGUCGGCGACAGGUAUCCCAGCGCCCGCGUGCGCGGCAUAGAUCUCGCGCCCAUCCAGCCCGGCUGGCUGCCUCCGAACGUCGACUUUCUCGUCGACGACUGCGAGAAGGACUUUCUCACAGAGGACUGCGACCUCGUCCAUUUCCGCUUCAUGGGUAUCAUCAUGAAGCGGCCCGCCGUCAUACUGGAGAAUGCAUACAGGUCCCUCCGGCCAGGCGGCUACAUCGAGUUCCAGGAGCUCUGCGCCGAGCCCCUCUGCGACGACGACACCAUGCCCCCCAACGACCCAGUCAAGCUCAUGUACGACACGGCCAUCCGCGCCUUCGCCCGCUUCGGCGCCAACGUGCUCAUGGCCAAGGACCUCGAGCGGCCCCUGCGCGAGGCCGGCUUCGUCAACGUCCAGCGCGUCGUCAAGAAGGUGCCCAUCGGCACCUGGGCCCGCGACAAGACCCUGCGCCUCAUCGGCCUCUACCAGCGCACGGCCGUGCUCGACCUCAUGCCCGCGCUCGCCGGCCGGCCCUUCGAGGGGCUCGGCAUGACGCAGGUCGAGAGCCAGGUCCUGCUGGCGCACGCCCGGAGGGCGCUCAACGACGUGAGCGUGCACCGGUACUUUAACUACUACUUUUGGAUCGCGCAGCGGCCGGGCGAUUGA